GAUAAUCUGAAUACUUACAAUAUAGUUUCUAAAUAGCUUCGAUUUUCUAUAGCUUCCAUGUUUCGUUUGGAAAUAGUGUGUACAAUUUUUUAUGAACAACAAAAUUUUUAUUUAAAUAUUUAUUAAUCCAUAAAAGUUUUGCUGAUUUAAAAUUAUGAAAAAUAUAUAAUUUUAUAUUAGAAUACUUAUAAGUACAAGGAAAUGUGACACAAUCAACAAAUUUUACUAAUGUAAAAUUUCACAGAUGAAUUAAAUUAUUGCUGUUUAUAGUUAGGUAGUUAUUUAAAAUGCAAUUAAAAGAUUUAUUUAAAAUAUUUAUGGGAAAGAUAUAUAAUAUGAUAGUGAUAAUUGUGUUUAAUAGAAUAGCCUAAUCUCAUAUUUUUAUUAAUCUCUCUUUAAAUAUCUUCUGAAUUAAAAGAUCUAUAUUUUAAUAACUGAGACAUUCAUAAAAUAAAAACUGUUUCAAUUGGAACUUACUAAAUCCAUAGGUAUUGAUGUAUAACUGUCAUGAUUACAUAGGUUACUAUCCAAGGGAAAAACUUGUAAGCUAACUAAUUAGACUACAAGGAGGAUAAGCUUGAGUAAAAAAUUUCGAAAAAGGGAAUUUUUUUGAAGCAACAUGGGACUUAGAGAAAAAAUCAACUAUGCCUAUAUUGUGACAUUUUGUGGUAAUCUUCUGGCUCUUACUGGAGACACAACGCUGACAUGGUCUUCACCAAUUUUGCCAAAAUUAAAUUCGAAUGAUUCCAGUGUGAAUCCCUUAGGCAGCCCUAUAACGACCAAUCAAGAAUCUUGGAUAGGAUCAUUACAAUAUAUUGGUGCAAUGGCUGGUAUUUUACCAUUUUCAACUUUGGCAGAUUUAGUGGGAAGAAAACCGGUUCUACUAUUCUUGGCAGUACCGCAUAUAUUUUCCUUUAUGUUUUUUGCUUUUGCCACUGAUAUAAAUUUAUAUUAUGUGGGUCGUUUCUUAGGUGGCGUGUCUCUAUCUUCAGUUUAUAUAGUUCUUCCUAUGUAUGUUGCUGAAAUAGCAGAAGAUUCAUAUAGAGGACUCUUAUUAGUAUCUUACAGUACCUUUGCUAGUUUUGGGGAUUUACUUCCUUAUGUGCUAGGUCCUUAUUUGCCAGUAGGUUGGUUUAAUAUAGUUUUAGCCAUUUUUCCUAUAACCUUUUUCAUCUUUUUCUUAUUGAUGGCACCCGAAAGUCCAUAUUAUUUUGUUAAUAAAGAUGAUGAUAGAGCUGAAAGGAUUCUUAGGAGGUUAAGAAGAAGAAAAGAAAAUUAUAAAGCUGCUGAUGAAAUUCAAGAAAUUAAGUUGGAAAAAUCUCGAAAUCAACAGGGUGAUAUAUGGAAUACUUUAAGGAAAAAAUACGUUAUAAAAGGUUUCUUGGUAGCACUAGGUUUAAGUAGUUUUCAACAAUUAUCGGGUUUAGGUGCCAUUCUGGCUUACACUGAACAUAUUUUUCAGUCGGCUGGUACAAACAUACCAGCUGAAAUUUCUGCAAUAAUUGUAGGAUUUGUCCUCUUUUUAGCUAGCUUCGGAGGACCCUUGAUUGUGGAUAAAAAAGGCAGAAAGUUCCUUUUACUAGUUUCAUCAAUAGGCUGCAUUGUUUCACAAGUAAUUUUAGGCCUAUAUUUUUACUUACAAGAUAAUAGCGAUAGUUCCCUAGAAAACUGGGGUUGGAUACCGAUCGCUUGUUUAAUAACAUACGUCAUUACAUUCAAUGUUGGAUUCGGCCCAUUACCAUUCACCAUUACUUCAGAAGUAUUACCUUCGAACGUUAAAUUUUACUUAGCUACAGUUACUGGAUUCACUGGGUGGUUAAUGUCGUUUAUAGUUACAAAAUUUUUUAACAACCUGAACGAAUCAUUGGGUAGAGGAGGUACUUUCUGGUUAUUUGCAGGUUUUUGUUUAUGUGCACUCAUUUUUAUUAUUUUUGUUGUACCUGAGACAAAAGGAAAGAGUUUUCAAGAAAUACAGAUUAUUUUGGAUAGGUGAUAUUAAUUUUUUUAAUUAGAUAAUUGUACUUAAUAUUGAAGUAUUUUUUUGUAUUCAAAUUGUUAACUAUUUUAUAUACACAUAUUUUAUUAAAUGGUUAUAAUAUUUUGCAAUAUAA
This is a messenger RNA of Diorhabda carinulata, 2111 nucleotides long. RefSeq names its product facilitated trehalose transporter Tret1-like. Gene Ontology annotation, molecular function: transmembrane transporter activity. Gene Ontology annotation, cellular component: membrane. Gene Ontology annotation, biological process: transmembrane transport. The transcript has 4 exons. NCBI's taxonomy places the organism in Eukaryota, Metazoa, Arthropoda, Insecta, Coleoptera, Chrysomelidae. Bases 620 to 1993 code for a protein of 457 amino acids. The record is from RefSeq and is a predicted model, not a curated record.